UUCGAGACCGAAAAACUUCAUUGAAACAAGUUCAUACUUCUGUGACAUACUUUGAUAAUGAGGAUUUUGGCGUGAGACAACAAACAUUGCCGCAUAAUAAUCUAUGGUCUAUGGUGGCUGAUAUAACAAAAUGUAUUUGGGGUUACUUUUACUGACGCUGUUUUCUACAGGUUUCUCUGUGGAUCCAUGCACCCAGAAUUCUGUUAUAGACGAAAAAUACCGCAGUGUAGACUAUUUUGUCAAGGACAAGAACUAUGAGCAUUUGCUGUGUGAUAGGACGCUAGCGAAGGGGUGGUAUAAGUUUGCUGGAGGCAAAGAAAUGCACCAUUCUUGCCUUGCGGCAUACCACUGCGGAACUCAUAUCCCUUUGUGGUUAGUUGGGUCAAAGCCCAGUGUGGCUGAUGGAAUAGUCAGCAGAAAGGUUUGUGGAACAGAUGGAAAGCAUGUGGACUGCUGCCAAUAUACUGACACGAUUAGAAUGAAAAAUUGUGGAACAUUCUAUGUGUACGAACUAAAGCCCACUAGAGGAUGUUCCUACGCCUAUUGUGCAGGCACUGGUGUACCGUGUCCUCCGGACAAAUGGUCAGCUACUGGGUAUGAACCAGGUUGUAAAGACAUGUUUCCAAAGAUGUUGAGCAACCCAACCCUUUCGAAUCCUAUUGUUAAACCUGACACUUUUGAGUUCAAAUGUCACGUGAAUUUCGACGCAUCACGCAGCGACGUCGGAUUUGACGUUGAGUGGAUUUUUGACAAUAAAACCGUCGCCAGUAUUCCGAAAACACACCUGACUGGAACGUCACGAGAUGCUGUUUUAGAUCAGAAAUACCUCGCCGGACACAUGGGAGAAACGCUGAGCUGUCGAGUUCGAUCUUACUUCACUGCUACCCCGUUCAGGAAAGGACCGUUGUUACCUAGCAACGGGUACUGGUGCGGUAUUAAGUUCGAACCAACUAGUUUGACCGUCACUUCAAAAGAACCGCCGAAAACUGUCAACAUGGUGUCAACUGUACCACUUGUUUGUGACAAACUCGCGCAACCAACCUGCAAAUUGGAGCUUUAUCUCGAUAAUAAUAACCACAACAGUCUAACGACAACUAACUGCACGAAAGUUUUAAAACCAACUGAUUGGGAUCCUAAAAAAAACCAGGCUGUUAUCCCAAUUCAAAUUCUAGCACAGCGAGAUCCUAAGAAAGACCAUGAUAAAAACCUGGCUUUACAUUUCCAGCAGAUAUUUUCGGGCGAUGCUCCUCCAAUUUUCAAUGGCUACAACAUUCCAUACCUACCGAUCCACAGUCAGGACAAGGACACCUCCACCUGUAGCUGUACUGGCGACCCCCAUUGUAUUACACUUGAUACACAUUUCACUAAAAAAGGAAGUUAUAUAGAUUACUACAAAGUUGGAGAGUUUACUAUGUAUGAGAGUACAGCAGCUAACCGAUUGUUCCAAGUUCAGGCUAGAACAUGGAAAUGUGGUCACGUAACAUGUAAUUGUGCAAUAGCGGCACGUGAAGGUAAUGAUAUAGUUAUCAUAGACAUAUGCCAUGGUCACUAUGGGAAAUCAUUCGCUCAAGUUAUCAUUCCGCACAAAGGAACGUUGACACAAGGGAUGGUGGUCAGUAGGGAUCCUGCAGGCAAACACUUUUUGAUUGAUUUCCCAUCUGGUGCACAAGUGAAAGUGGACGUUUAUCUAAACCGCUUAUUAAAUGUUUGGAUUACUGCGCCAGAGGACGACUUUGGAGCUACUCAAGGUCUAUGUGGAACAUUUGAUGGCAAUAGAGAUAAUGAUUUAAAACAUCCGGAUGGAACCGUAGAUAAGAUUCAGACAGCACGUAUGCAGGCUAAUUCGUUUGUUGAAUCAUGGAGAAUUCCAGUAGGUUCCUCAAUGUUUGACCUAAAAGAAAAUAUUCCGAUUGCACCGAAAUGGAACAAUGAUAUUUACUAUUGUGAAUGUACCCAGAAGAAAAGUCAGAUUGACUGUUCCAUAGAUAAUAAGAAGAACCUUCCAGCAGUGCACACCCGUUGUGGUGCAGGAUGUACUCCCUUCAUACAGAAUGGGCAUAUUGAUCUAAAUGCAUUAAAAAUUUCGGGACGUAGGAAACGUUCAACAGGUCAACUUGAAGAAGAUAACGCUCCCGUUUACUACUACUUCGAUUACGGGUUAUCAAUUCAACCACAGAUAAGAAAUUUCCCAACAGAAAACGGCAAAACACAGGCAGAUGCCGAGAAAGCGUGUAAGGAUGCUUUCAACAAAAACACAAUCCUAAGACAGUGCACGACAUAUAUUGGGUUUGACUUUGGCAUUCAAAUUGACGAAUGUGUAGAGGACUUCAAAUAUUUCGACGAUGGAUCAUUUAUAAAAAGUGCUGUUGAUUCUGCAAUAACUUUCUGUGUACAAACAAUGGCACGUAAUGCUUCUAACUACGACAUACAUGGCGAACUUCCUGCUUUUGUUUCUACUGAUCGGUGUCCAAGUGAUUGCUCUGACCAUGGCACGUGCGUUAAGGGCACGUGUCAUUGUGACACGGGCUACGUAGGGGAAGGAUGUGAUAUCGAUUCCAGACGCCCGCCGGAAGUAUACAGUAUUAUUGCUUCCUACGAAGACACCGUUUUAUGUGACGUCACAAUGAGACCGUGCGAGACGGUGUACAUGGCGGGAAACAACUUUUAUCAGAACGCAAAAUUAUCGUGCCGACUGGAGGAACUCAAGUUUGAUGGUACUGGAUUUGUAGCCACUGGGAAACACUUCAUGACAGCAGCUGUAUAUAACAGCAUGUUCAAUGUUGGGUGUAAACUUCCGCUCAAAAGUUCAGUCGGAGGUCACACGGUGAUCGGGUAUAAUAUGUCCGUAACGAAUGAUGCACAUCACUAUAGUAGUGAGGUCAAGGUCAUUAGGACGGAUUCAACGUGCCUAGAUUGCAGAGAUGAUGGUAUAUCUUGCCAGAUUAUGUCGGGAUAUUGUGUGAUAGAUGGUAAAUGCAGGAAACGCGAUGAGUUAAAUUCUGCCAACCAUAAUCUGAAAUGUGACCCUGCCAAGAACAAGAACGCCUGGACAUCAACAUCAGCUUCCACUGGAUUGAACUCAAUGCCAACGGCUCCCCUUGGUGGAAUUCGAUACCAACGGUUCGAUAUUUGGACAAGUAAUAAAACCGGCUGCCCAUGUGCUUUGAACUCAAAGUCCAAGGAUUGCGCCUGUUGCGACGACGGUGGGUGUCAAUGCCCUUCACCAAACCAGCACCAGUGCACUCUUUGUGGAUCAACAAAAAAUUGCGGAACACCUCAACCAGGACCGGAUAUGGGCAUAGACGGAUAUACACUCGCCCUCGCCGAUUGUCAAUGUAACUUUGAUCAGAUCAAGUACAACUGUGCAUGUUGCCAUUCGGAACUUAAGAGUUGCCAGUGUGGUCCUAAACACCGGAACCAGUGUGUAGCAUGUGAUCACAUGGAUCAGUGUGGGAACAAGCCCUGGAUAUUCGGACCGGCAUUUCCAAGUCACUAGAAGCUUAAUAAAACAUGAAUAUUUCAAGUGUCGUGAAUAUCACGAUUAAUGCUUGUACAGAUUUUUUUCCAGACGCGUGUGUCAUUAAAAAAACAUAUAAAACGUACUUAAAUUGAUAAAAAGUAGAAGGUAAUAAAAGAUUUAAUAUUAUAAAACUG
Ruditapes philippinarum (Manila clam) is the source of this 3654-nucleotide messenger RNA. RefSeq names its product von Willebrand factor D and EGF domain-containing protein-like. The record is from RefSeq and is a predicted model, not a curated record. The coding region runs from base 131 to 3496 and encodes 1121 amino acids. Lineage: Eukaryota; Metazoa; Mollusca; Bivalvia; Venerida; Veneridae. The transcript is spliced from 24 exons.